UAUUUCUUUAUCCCAAAUAACUUCCCGUCUCCACACAUGUACUUCCGCCUGGCUGGCCGAUUCUCUAUUUAAGUCGAAUCCUCCCGUCAGAACCCUUCUCUCUUCGCCAACAACCCUCUCUCUUCUACCGAGCCUACCCCCGCUAAGCGAACCGAGCCCUCACAAUGCGGUACACUACGUUAUUUUCUACAGUCCUGCUACUGUUCCCGGUGCCCCAUCUAGCAAACCCGGGGCUGCCGCCAAUGAGCCCCGAGAUCUGGGAGAAGGCCCUCAAGAUCCGGCGUGAGGGUAACGCGGGCGUAGAGGCUGCCUCCCAAACGUUCCCGUACCCGGAGGACUUGAUCGAGACCACGCAUUCCACGACUUCGGCGGACGGCGCUACCGUCGAGAUCGCUCGCUUCCUACCCAGAGCAGUCGAGCAGGAUAACUCGGGCGAGCCUCACCGAGCUGUCUUGUACAUUUUUGGGGGAGGGUUGAUCGCCGGUUCCGUCGCCGUCCAGCGCCCCUUCAUUGCCACCAUCGCGUCGCAGUCCCAGACCCAGGUUUUCGCGACACACUAUCGCAUCGCCCCUGAGAACCCGUACCCGGCCGCGAUCGACGACGUCUACGCGACGCUGCUGUGGCUCCACGAAAACGCAGCCAGCUUGAACAUAGACCCUGCGCGGAUCGUCGUCCUGGGCCCCAGCGCUGGCGGCGGGCUCGCAGCCAGCCUCACGCUGCUAGCGCGCGAUAGGGGGUUGAAUCCGCCGAUCGCCGCCCAGGUCCUGCGGUAUCCCAUGCUCGACGACAGGACGUACGUGAACGAGACCGACCCGCGGUGGUCCUCCUUUACCUGGACCCUCGACGACAACAUCACCGGCUGGACCAGCUAUCUUUCCAAGAUAAGAGAGGGGAAAUCUGACUGCAGCAUUCCGUACCACGCAUCGCCAGCUAGGGCCAAGGACUUGAGAGGACUGCCGCCUACCCUCAUUAGCGUCGGCGACCUGGACUUGUUCAGGGAUGAGGACGCUGCGUUUGCUAACAGGCUCUCCAAAGCGGAUGUCGAUGUGCAUUUCGACUUCUACCCGGACGUGCCGCACGGUUUCGACCUAGUUUACAGCGUGGAAGCCGGUCAAAGGUUGCGCGAUGCCGAGGUAGCUUUCUUCCAGAGGUUCUAGAAGCAGAGGAUAUUCAAUGCCGACGAAGAGGUGGGAUCGGCUACCUAGCAUACUGCAACGAUUCCAUCCCACGCUCGAAUAUUUUUAUUCUCCCGCCUUCCCCCUUUGGGAGGAGAAGUGGGCUUAGAUGCUUGUAGUAUUUAAUAUUUGCCGAAGUUGGAUACGGGAUAUUUUGGUAGAACUGCCAAGCACAAGC
Durotheca rogersii is the source of this 1353-nucleotide messenger RNA. Its product is annotated as Alpha/Beta hydrolase protein. The transcript has 2 exons. The record is from RefSeq and is a predicted model, not a curated record. Bases 165 to 1157 code for a protein of 330 amino acids. Lineage: Eukaryota; Fungi; Ascomycota; Sordariomycetes; Xylariales; Xylariaceae. Gene Ontology annotation, molecular function: hydrolase activity.